Messenger RNA from Peronospora matthiolae, 897 nucleotides. The record is from the annotation of a GenBank genome assembly. NCBI's taxonomy places the organism in Eukaryota, Oomycota, Peronosporomycetes, Peronosporales, Peronosporaceae.
AUGGAGGGGGAAGGCGACAAUGUGAUGCAUCAUUGCAACGAAGUCCUCAACAUCAGCGCGAAGCUCAGCAGCAUCGGCGCCAAGAUAGCUUCGAUUGCGGGCGUCGUGAAAGUGCUCACGAACAUCAAGAGGCAAGGUGACAAGACGACAUCGGUGAAGAAUGAAGACGCGACCAAGCAGAAGAACGAAAAUCAAGGCGGAGCUCGACGCGGCGGCAACAAUGCUCGUGGACGCGGAGCCAACAACGUUCAGUGGCGAACCAACAGCAACUACGACGACAACUACGAUCGAGUUGCGUUCGCGGUUUCGCUGGAGGCUGGACUUUCGACGGGCAAGAAUAUGCCAGGGAUGUGGGCAGUCGAAAGCGGUGCGACGCAUCACAUCUGCAACGACAAGACCAAGUUUGCAAGCCUGAAUGAGCGAGAGGAAGGCGAACUAUCAGUGGCUGAUGGCGGCAAGGCUGCGAUCAAGGGUGUGGGAACCAUCAUGGAACGGGUGGUUCUGCCCAAUGGUGACGAACGCGACAUCAAGAUCAAGGACGCACUGUUCGUACCAAGUAUGAGCAAGAAUUUGCUUUCGGUGCCACAGAUCAACAAGGGUGGAAGGUUCCAAGUCGUGUUCGAUGGGUCCAAGAUGCAAGUGAAGCGCAAGAAUUCCACAAAAGUCGUGGCAACAGCGGAUCUCGUCGAUGGACUUUACUGGCUGCGGACUCCUCAACGAUCGGCGAAUGCAGCAACACGCAAUGGGACUAUCGACUUGCAUGCGCGCAUGGGUCAUGCACCCCUCGAAGUUCUGCACAAGAUGGUGGCCACCGGCAUGAUCAAGGACGCCAAGGCACCUCUCAACUCGACUGGUCCAAGUGUGUGUCGCGGUUGCCAGCAAGGAAAUAUGGUCUAA